GUGGUUUGCGAGACCGAGGCUCCUAUAGGGUUCGCAGCUCGCCCGCCCCUUCCAUCGGGGACUUGGAUUCGGCUUGCCCCAGGCGGGUAGCUGUCGAAUCCGGAGGAGGAGCUAAGGACGGCGGCCCGCGUUGCGCAGGUGGGAAGAUGGCGGCAGCCUCGGUCUCGGCGGCUUCUGAGUCUCAGUUUUCGAGCGUUCUGGCUGAACCAUCAAAGUCUAGUGGAAAUAUGGUUUACCAUUCUUCAUCUCCAUAUGUAUUAUAUCCACCUGAUAAGCCUUUCCUUAACAGUGAUCUCAGACGCUCCCCAAAUAAGCCCACAUUUGCCUAUCCGGAAAGCAACAGCAGAGCCAUAUUUUCUGCUCUUAAGAAUCUUCAAGAUAAGAUUCGACGCCUUGAGUUGGAAAGGAUUCAGGCAGAAGAAAGUGUGAAAACCUUGUCCAGGGAAACAAUUGAAUAUAAGAAAGUGUUGGAUGAACAGAUACAAGAGAGAGAGAAUUCAAAGAACGAAGAAUCAAAGCACAAUCAAGAACUGGCAUCCCAGUUGGUAGCUGCAGAAAAUAAAUGUAAUCUUUUAGAAAAACAAUUGGAAUACAUGCGAAAUAUGAUAAAGCAUGCAGAGAUGGAGAGAACAUCUGUCUUAGAAAAGCAGGUUUCACUAGAAAGAGAACGGCAGCACGAUCAAACCCAUGUUCAGAGCCAGCUGGAAAAACUGGAUAUUCUUGAACAGGAGUACAACAAACUCACCGCAAUGCAGGCCCUUGCAGAAAAAAAAAUGCAAGAGUUGGAGUCCAAACUCCGUGAAGAAGAGCAGGAAAGGAAGCGUAUGCAGGCUCGGGCAGCAGAGUUACAGAGUGGUCUAGAAGCAAAUAGACUUAUUUUUGAAGAUAAGACUACUUCAUGUGUUCCAACCACCACUAGAAAAAUAAAAAAAAAGAAGUCAAAACCACCAGAAAAGAAAGGUUCUGGGAACUAUUUUGGUGCACAGCCACAUUACAGAUUGUGCUUAGGUGAUAUGCCUUUUGUUGCUGGAACGUCCACGAGUCCCAGCCAUGCCGUGGUAGCCAAUGUUCAGCAUGUCUUGCAUCUGAUGAAACACCACAGUAAAGCCCUGUGCAAUGAUCGAGUUGUUAACAGUGUUCCCUUGGCAAAGCAAGCUUGUUCACGAGGUAGUAAGAGUAAGAAGUCAGUGACGCCUCCUUCCAGCAGUGUUAAUGAAGAACUUUCGGAUGUCUUACAGACCUUACAGGAUGAAUUUGGGCAAAUGAGCUUUGAUCAUCAGCAGCUUACUAAACUCAUACAGGAAUCACCCAGUGUGGAACUGAAAGACAACCUGGAGUGUGAAUUGGAGGCAUUAGUGGGAAGAAUGGAAGCAAAGGCCAACCAGAUAACUAAAGUUCGAAAAUACCAAGCCCAGCUGGAAAAACAAAACACAGAUAAGCAGAAGAAGGAAUUAAAAGUUAACAAAAAGACUCUUGAUGAAGAAGGAUACAGCAGCGGUCGUUCAUCUGGAGUCACAAGGACCACAAGUAAGAAGGAUCUGACCAAACAGAGACCCGGAGAAAAAAGCAGGAAAAAUCUUCAGUUACUGAAGGACAUGCAAACCAUACAGAAUUCAUUGCAAAGCAGUAAUCUGUGUUGGGAUUACUGACACCAGGUCAUAAAUGAUGUACCUUACUGGUCAUAAAUGAUGUACUUACUGGACAAUGAGCGGACUUUCCAGGUCUCAUGCUUGCUAAGCUGCCAUUACUGGCAGGUGUUAGGGCCAAGCUUCAUUACUGUCUGUUGUGCUGUGCAGCAUAACUGAAUGGAGACGGAGGUCUACAGCAGAGAGCCCACUGUGUCUUUGAAUUUGCUGUACUCAUACACUGCACUUUGUAAACAAAUGACCAGUUUUUUACUUGUGGAUGUGUUUUUUAAGUAGGUAUAUAUAUAAAUUGGGUUUGAAAAUUCAGAGUAUGAGGCUGUUCCCAUGGUCAGUGCUUGAAGUUUUGUUUUUAAAUCUUCCCAAGCAUGAAGUGCCCACUACUUUCCCUUCUCCAGAUGACCAUUAAAUGUACUGUUUUCAAGAGGACUUUGUUUUGCUUUGGUAUUUCAGACAUUGAUCAAUAGUAAAUCCACUAUUAAAGACCCAAACAUUUUAAGUCAGCCCAUGAAAUAUGUCACAAUGUCUUCAUUAAACAGUUGUUAAUGGAAUAAAGAAUGAAAGGGGGGAGGUGUUGUGAAAUGUAUACAUUUGCAGUUUUUAGACAGUACCUAUUUGUAAUCAUGUUGAAUCCCAUGCUUUUAGCAUACAGUAUAAGGGUAGUAUGUGAACUGAAUACACCCGUCUAUCAUGUCAUUGUAAAUUAUUAAUUUUGAAUAGGUUGACAUGUUAAUUUUUAUAAAUUUGGUGCUUCAAAUCAAUAAAACGAUUUUUAAACUUUGCUUAACAGCCA
Grammomys surdaster is the source of this 2436-nucleotide messenger RNA. RefSeq names its product centrosomal protein 57 (gene Cep57). The coding region runs from base 147 to 1649 and encodes 500 amino acids. Gene Ontology annotation, molecular function: gamma-tubulin binding; identical protein binding; microtubule binding. Gene Ontology annotation, cellular component: centrosome. The record is from RefSeq and is a predicted model, not a curated record. Lineage: Eukaryota; Metazoa; Chordata; Mammalia; Rodentia; Muridae. The transcript has 11 exons.